Messenger RNA from Zingiber officinale, 774 nucleotides. Its product is annotated as AT-hook motif nuclear-localized protein 10-like. The record is from RefSeq and is a predicted model, not a curated record. The coding region runs from base 226 to 774 and encodes 182 amino acids. Gene Ontology annotation, molecular function: minor groove of adenine-thymine-rich DNA binding. Lineage: Eukaryota; Viridiplantae; Streptophyta; Magnoliopsida; Zingiberales; Zingiberaceae. The transcript is spliced from 3 exons.
AAGAUUCUUCCACUGAGAUUUCUUCUCUCCCACGAUUUGUUCGGUACGCUUCCCUGCUUCGCCCUGCCAAAUUCAAAAACCUUUUUUAAUUGUGCUUUUUUUUUCCGGGAGCAAAUCGAGUGAAAGAAGGCUGAGGAACAGAUCUCGUUUCCGUCAAUUCAUGUUUGCCGCCGGGCGGUCACUGUUGGGAUUGUAGCAGUCGGGAAGCAUAAAAGGAGCUAACCCAUGGAAAGAAAUCUGUCUUCUCUGUUCAACGCGAAGAUUGUGGAUCAUGAGAAUGGUGUUCGCGUCUACGAACCAUCAGGCAGUGCCAGUGUUACUCCCAUGUCUCAGGGAGUGACUGGUUGGAGUUCCAGUGUCACUCAUCAAUUCCAUGCAGUGGCAGGCAGCGGCGGCGGCGGCGUUUAUCCCGGCAAUAGCUCCGGGGAGUCCUUCAAGAGAAAGCGUGGCCGUCCAAGGAAGUAUGGUACCGAUGGCACGCCAGUACUCGGCGUGUCACCGCUAUCAACAAGUCCGGCGGCUCCUCCUCCGAGCACCGGAAUAUUCUCUCCGGCUACUCAUGUUGCUGCAACAGUUGCUGCAGAGGGUGCCAAAAGGGCUAGAGGUCGUCCACGAGGUUCAACCAACAAGCGACCCAUAAAAGCUCUUGGUUCAACUGGAACUGGAUUUAUGCCUCAUGUUAUUGCUGUUGAAACUGGAGAGGUAAGUCCUGUUUGUUUUGUUGAACUAGAACUGGUUUUAACAGCAAUCGAGUCUACCGAGUCCAACUAUUGA